Eruca vesicaria subsp. sativa (arugula) is the source of this 447-nucleotide messenger RNA. Lineage: Eukaryota; Viridiplantae; Streptophyta; Magnoliopsida; Brassicales; Brassicaceae. The record is from the annotation of a GenBank genome assembly.
AUGGUUGGUUUCGAGUACAAAAGUGGACGUGCUACUCCUGUCUUUGAAGGUAUUGUGGUCUGUACCGAGUUCAAAGACACAAUCCUCGAGGCAUAUGCAGAGGAACAAGAAAUGAGAGAAGAGGAGGAGAGAAGAAGAAAUGAAGCACAAGCAGCUUCGAGAUGGUAUCAGCUUCUUUCGUCUAUCUUAACCCGUGAAAGACUGAAAAACCGUUACGCCAAUAACUCAGAGGAUGAUGUUGUCAAAACGAGGAGUGUGGAAACGAAACCAGAGACUGUCAUUAGGGCGGAGAAUGUAAAAACACCUAAAAAGCAAGGAGGGGUCAAGAGAGGAAGGUCAGGAGGAAGAAAGAAUCGUAGUGAAGAUGAAAACCAUGAACAUGGAGAUGAAAAGGAACAUGAACAUGUGUUUCUUGAUGAUCAAGAAACAUUUGAUGAGAAAACAUAG